Messenger RNA from Eremomyces bilateralis CBS 781.70, 1327 nucleotides. RefSeq names its product dihydrodipicolinate synthase. The transcript is spliced from 3 exons. NCBI's taxonomy places the organism in Eukaryota, Fungi, Ascomycota, Dothideomycetes, Eremomycetales, Eremomycetaceae. Bases 176 to 1162 code for a protein of 328 amino acids. Gene Ontology annotation, molecular function: 4-hydroxy-tetrahydrodipicolinate synthase activity. The record is from RefSeq and is a predicted model, not a curated record.
CGUGUCUCGUGCGGAGUGCCGACGCCAUUCACUUUCAGCAGUCCUCCGUAUACGAUAGAAGUGGUAGAACAAUCCCAAGCCCUCACUGUUUGCGUUUAUUGAAUCGUUUACCGAUUGCCAGGAUCAAUUUCCUUAUUCUAGUCAUAUAUAUUCCAACCUGAAGUCAAGCGCAAGCAUGGUCGCUUCUCCACCGCCAGGGAUAUUUGUGCCGGUCCCUACAUUCUUUGUUUCCAGAUCGCACCUGUCCUACAAUUCAGCUAAUCCUCCCAUUGAUCUCGCUGCGCAAUGUGCCCACGCAUUACACCUGGCCUCAAACGGCAUCCGUGGGCUAGUCCUCCUCGGCUCGACUGGAGAAGCAGUUCAUUUGACGAUGAUGGAACGGGAUCACGUUCUAAAAGGAGUCCGAAAAGCGCUAGAGGGGGGAGGAUUCAAAGGAUACCCGCUCAUUGCCGGUACAGCGAGUCAGAGCAUCGAGGAAGUACUCCUCCAGUUACGUCAAGCCGCCGAUGCGGGCGUACAAUGGGGAUUGUGCCUAGCCCCAGGCUACUUUGCGAGUAAUGUCAGUCAGGAAGGAAUCAAACAGUGGUUCAGAGAGAUCGCAAAUAAGAGUCCGAUACCGAUUAUGGUAUAUCAUUACCCUGGAGUGUCGAACAAUAUCACCGUGUCUCCAGCAACCAUGGCAGAGCUUUCUCAACAUCCCAACAUUGUCGGCUGCAAACUCUCCCAUGGCGCUGUCGAUGACCACGCUCUUGUUUCUCUAAAUCCAAAGAUAAACCACGAACAAUUCCGCCUCUUCACUGGAUUCGGCCAGCAUUUACUUCCCGUGCUCUCUGUCGGGGGUGCUGGGGCCAUUGACGGACUAGCGGGGAUUUUCCCCAAGUGUGUCGUGAGGUUAUAUAACCUUUUCGAACAGGGUCGUAACGGAGACGAGAGAGUCUGGAACGAGAUGCGGGCGCUGCAGUUUGCAAUCUGCGGAGGGGAAAAGCUGAUUGCCAAAUGGGGGACUAUUGGUAUCAAAGAAGCAACCAGUCGGAUUGUGGGAAUAGGGGACAGGGAUGGAGGGAGACUGCCGUUACAAGGUGGAAUUCCUGGAGGCGAUGCGGAAUGGGAGCAGUGGAAGACGGUUAUGGAUGAUCUGGUGGCUAUAGAAAAGAGCUUGUGAGACUAGUAGAGUGACUGAUGUUGAUCAUAUUGCACAUAAGCAUCCACGGUCCGAGUCUCACCCAAUAAGGCCGCCCAUUAUCCGUAGAAAAUCAAUGGUUAGAAAAGCGCCCUCUUUGGUAUGCCCCUGGCUAUCAUCUUCCCCCUUUGCUAAAUUCAUCAAUAU